CAAUCGUUCUGGAGCCAAAAUUUUCGCGACGAACGCUCGGGAAACUUCCCUCUUAUCGAAUAAACAAUUGUUUCUCGGUACCUAAUCCCAGUCUACAUGUCCAGUCAUCGUUAGAAACGAUAUUUAGUGCUUUGGCAGCAAGUUGUCGUGUGUGCGUGUGUGUGGGUCGUCUCGAAUUGUUCACAUUUUUCGGUCUGGCUGAGCAUUUUCACCCAAUCACCCAAAACAAAUGAGAAUGACAUCGUCCACAAAGAUAAUGCUGAUAGCGUGCGGUUCGUUUAGUCCGCCAACACCGAUGCACUUCCGGAUGUUUGAAAUUGCCCGCGAUCACAUCCAGCAGAUGGGCCUCGGGCAGGUGGUUGGCGGCAUAGUGUCACCGGUGCAUGACUCAUACGCCAAGAAAGGGCUGGUGUCGGCGACGCACCGUUGUGCAAUGAUCAAGAUCGGUCUCAAAACCUCCGACUGGAUCCAUCUGUCCGACUGGGAAACGCAACAGGAAGAGUGGACCCGUACGCGUCAAGUGUUGCAGUACCAUCAGAACUACAUAAACUCCUACCUAAAGGAUACGAAUGGGACCAUCAACAACCAACACAUACCGGCCUGGAUCCCGGAAGGCAUCAAGCGGACGGCGGGCCAGGUUCAGCUGAAGCUGCUGUGCGGUGCCGAUCUGCUCGAAUCGUUUGCCACGCCCGGCCUGUGGAAGGACGAAGAUUUGGAGGCGAUUCUGGGCUACCACGGCAUUGUGGUGAUUUCCCGCGCCGGUUCCAACCCGGAGCAGUUCAUCUUCAAUUCCGAUCUUUUGAGUCGAUAUCGGCGCAACAUUACGAUCGUAACGAACUGGGUGACGAACGACGUUAGCUCCACGCUGAUUCGAAAGCUGCUGAGCAGGGGCCUCUCGGUGAAGUACCUUCUGGACGACCAUGUGGCCGAGUACAUUCGAAAGUUCGGCCUGUUUGGCACGAACAAUGAGACUGACAGGGACGGCAGUUCGUGUUUGCGCGGUACGGCGCAAAACUGACUGCACCUUUCCGUCUGUGGGCUUCAUCAUCUAUUCACUGUCGUUGCUAAUGAAAUCUCCAUUCCCCCACCCCGCUUUCCUAUUGACAUGUCUGUGCGCAUUUCGGAAAAUUGGAAUACACUUUGACUUUUGGGUAAAACAUACAACGUACGCAGUAAGUACAUUCUAACACCGGGCAGUGCGGCGGAAGCGAUGAGCAUUUCGCCCAUCUCACCCGUCAACGAUCCGGACCUGUACAUCGAGGCACAAAACCAGCGCAACAAGCUCGGCGCGGCGUCCUGCGAGGCGAUGGAUGAGACGGACUUUCCAAUUCCACCGCUGCCACCGACCACCCUGAACAAGGUGUUUUGCUGUGCGACGGAAUCGAACUCAAAGCCGGCCUCGCCGGGCACUACUGGUGGCAGUCGGGGAACAUUUCUCAGCAGACCGGGUAGUGCGGUACAGAUUGUAACGACGGCCGCGCCCAUGCCGACCCCGCCACUCGUCACCUCACCGGACGGGACGACGACAAACCCGGCAGGAGCGGCCGCUCUCCACAUCACACUGGACGAUGGCACCACAGGCAAGAAGAAGGUGGGUGAGAAUGCAAACGCAAAGGGCGCUUCUGUCCGCGAACCUACAAAACCGAGCACAAACGCUAAACCCAGCACCAACGGCAAAGACAAUACCAGCACAGCAGCCGCCGGCGCACCACCAUCGACCAAACGCACGACAGCGACGGCUGCCAACACCACCGUAGAAACCGUAGCAACCGAGCGGAGUGGUGGUGGUGGUAGUAGUAGUAGUAGUAGUGGUACGAAGCGCGUUGCUACGACCAAAUCAAACACCAACGUAGGCGCUACUUUGGGCACAAGCGCGGCACAAACGGCCGGCGGUUCGACUGGACGGAUCAGCCCGUCCCGUAGCUAUGACGAUAUGAUCAAGUUCGUCUUCACCGAGCACGGCAUUAAGGUCAUUAGCGAUCGCGAGUACGUAGUGUAGAGGGAGAGGGGGAAAGCGGUGCCCACAGUUUCACGCUAGCCAAUUGCACAAAAGUAAAACGCGUAAGUACGGACGCUAGAAACGGUGCUAAUGUAGCAGUAGCGUUCGUUGCAAGCUUCCAUGCUUUAGAGGCUGCGAUCGUAUUGUAGAAGCUAAAACCAAACCUUUGGGGUUGCUGUAGUGUAAUGCUUGACUCGUUUGAUUUGCCUUUAACCUAAAUAUCAUUAUUUUCACCAAUUUAAUGCAUGUUUGUAGACGUUUUAGUUGUAUCUAGAGCAUUUAAAUCUAGCAUUUCCAACAGAAAACUAAUCCCACUCUACUCCUUUUUUCCAUUUUAGGUCGUAAAAAAGUUGAAGAUAUCCGCCUGUCCAGUGUAAAAAGGUGUUUUUUGGGUGCUGUUUUGGCGCAACGGUGAUAUACUCUCUCCUCUUUCCGCACGAAAUCUCGCAUCGAAUGCAAACCCAAUACCAAGAGCAGCAUGAUUGAAAGGGGACGUGUUUUAUGUAGGCGCUAAUAGUUGGAUGUCGUUCAAGCAUAGUUCCUUAAUGUGUUUUUGUUUUUAUUGAAAUAGCUUGUUAAUAUUUAUUUACGAUUACAUCACACACACACAAACGGACAGACAUACAAUACAAAAAAGAACCGCUGCAUGUACCUUUACUUGAAACCAUUCUCUGGACAAAGGUGACGAAAGGGAGGAGGAUAGGGAGCUCAAAAACGGCCCACACACGGUUCACACCGCAUAUACUCAUCCGUUUUAGUGGCAUGAAACGGGUCAAUUUUCGCUCUUUUAAAUAAUGCGCUUUGCAGAAAAAUGCAGCAACAUACACAGUUUUACACAUGACCACCCGAUUGGUGAGCGAUUUUAUAGUCCAAAAUGAAAGUUUAAAUUGAAAAAAUGGGAAAGUUAGGGGAAGGCCCAUUUCGGUUGAUUUCCUCUCCUUAGCAACGGAAUCGAUGGUAGGGUGCUAGACAGAUAGGUGAAUGUGAUUAGCUGGAAGACUUAAUAAAACUAAGUAGUUACAGAAGAA
Messenger RNA from Anopheles gambiae (African malaria mosquito), 3027 nucleotides. RefSeq names its product nicotinamide/nicotinic acid mononucleotide adenylyltransferase 1 (gene Nmnat). The record is from RefSeq and is a predicted model, not a curated record. Gene Ontology annotation, molecular function: nicotinate-nucleotide adenylyltransferase activity; nicotinamide-nucleotide adenylyltransferase activity. The coding region runs from base 230 to 1018 and encodes 262 amino acids. Gene Ontology annotation, biological process: NAD+ biosynthetic process. NCBI's taxonomy places the organism in Eukaryota, Metazoa, Arthropoda, Insecta, Diptera, Culicidae. The transcript has 5 exons.